AUGGUGUACAGCCCCCUAGCAAAGUUGUUGGCAGCAUUGUCCUUACCAGUGAGCAGCUAUUCUGGUCGGGAAAAGAAGAAAACUGGAAAGAGGGAUUCGUUAAUUUAUUCAUCUAUAUCAAAUUUGAAUAAUGUCUGCAAUAGUGUGCAGAAAGCGAUCUUUCUUCGAAGAGAUACUAACAACGUCACGCUGAUGUCGGGGUCACCACUAGUUUCCAAGAAACGUUGCUGCUCAUCCGCCACCUCCCCAGUUUGGUUCUCCUACUCACCGUCGAGGAGUCUUAUUGAUCAACUCAAGGCUUUGUUUCCUGAUAUGGAUAGUGAGCUUUUUGAGAAAGUUUUGGAAGAAUCUGGCAAUAAUUUAGAUGCUACUAUCAAGAGCCUGCUGGGGCUUCAUGUUGGAUAUGCAGAAGGUGCAGAGGAUAAUUGGAGAGGGAAGAGAUGA
Molecule: messenger RNA, 444 nt
Organism: Fraxinus pennsylvanica
Lineage: Eukaryota; Viridiplantae; Streptophyta; Magnoliopsida; Lamiales; Oleaceae
Source: the annotation of a GenBank genome assembly